Messenger RNA from Tetrahymena thermophila SB210, 801 nucleotides. RefSeq lists its product as hypothetical. The transcript has 2 exons. The record is from RefSeq and is a predicted model, not a curated record. Lineage: Eukaryota; Ciliophora; Oligohymenophorea; Hymenostomatida; Tetrahymenidae.
AUGUAGUCCUUUUUUCAAAAUUAAAAAAUAUAAAUUAUUCUAUCACUAAUAAAGUAAACUAGUCUAUUAAACUGCAGAUAAUAAAUAGGUCAAUAGAAUCAAAUAAUCUUUUCCAUAAAACAUUUUUUUUAUAUAUUUUUAUUUAAUAAAAAUUUAUUUUAAUUUCAAUAAAUUUUACAUUUUUAAAUAUGUAGUUUUACUAUUAUUUAGGUUUUUAAUGCGUAUUGGUUGAAAAAUGACAAAAUAUCUAAUUAAAUUUUAUUUUAAAGAAAGAAAAGCCAUGAUCAUACUACCGUAGUUCAUCGUAGUCUUGUAUCCUAAUAAUUUCCUAUGUUAAGGAAUGAAGAAUUAUUGAUAAUUUUAGCUAAUUUUUCUACUCUUCAGCUUUUAGGCUAGGUAACCAAAAUGAGGGACUAUGGUAAUACGUCUAAAACUUAAAAUUAUCCUUAAUAAAUUGCAAUUAUUAAGAUGAAAUUUAAUAAAUAUCUUUAUACUAAAAUUUAUGAAAAAUACAGUCAUUUUAUGUAAUCUACUUUUCUAAAUCAAAAGUAAAUCCUAAUAAAUCAAUUCUUCUUUGUAAAUUAAAAAAAUUUUAAUUAUUCAUUUAUCUUUUUUAAUAACUAAAUACAUUUCAUGCAGUUAAUAAAUUCUAAAUAAAUAAAUUAAGUUUAUCUAAUCUCCUUUAAACCAAAUUUAAAUUCAAUAAAUAAAUUUUUUUGUGGUGAAAAUUAAUAAAAAAUACGCAUAAAGAGUAUUUGUUUUUUCUAUUAAUGUUAAGUUUUUGGAUAGUUUUUAAAGUGA